Molecule: messenger RNA, 2725 nt
Organism: Aegilops tauschii subsp. strangulata
Lineage: Eukaryota; Viridiplantae; Streptophyta; Magnoliopsida; Poales; Poaceae
Product: protein ENHANCED DISEASE RESISTANCE 2
Molecular function (GO): lipid binding
Source: RefSeq, a predicted model, not a curated record
CCCGGCCCCAGAAAAUAAUAACGUGAGAAGCCAAGAGCGCGACCGAAAAUACCACUCGCCCCUUCGCCACCGGACGCGGUCGGAGAUGGCGGCGACGACAGCGCAGCCGCCCUCGCCGCUUCCGCCGGCCGGCGAGGUGAUCGAGGUGGAGAACUCGGAGCCGGGCUCGCCGGACGUCGGCAGCCGAAGCAGCGGCAGCGGCCGGAGCUCGUCGGAGUACUCCGGGUGGGUCUACCACCUCGGCGUCAACUCCAUCGGCCACGAGUACUGCCACCUCCGCUUCCUCGUCAUCCGCGGCAAGUGCGUCGCCAUGUACAAGCGCGACCCGCACGACAACCCGGGACUCGAACCUAUCCGAAAAGGUUUUGUCAGUCACACUCUUGUGGUGGAGGAGGUUGGUCGCAAAAAGGUCAACCACGGGGAUGUUUAUGUCUUGAGGUUGUACAGUAGAUUGGAUCAAACGAAGAAAGGAGAGAUUGCGUGUGCAACUCCUGGUGAAGCUCAGAAAUGGACUGAAGCAUUUGAACAGGCUAAACAACAGGCUGAGUAUGACCUGACAAGAGGGGCUAACUGGAACAGAUUGCAGAGUGAAAACGAGUUUAAUCUCGAUGGGCAUCGACGUCGGGUAAGAAGAGGCUUGGGGAAACUUGUACGCAUUGGCAAAGGACCAGAAAUGCUGCUUCGGCAGUCCUCCGAUCUUCAGAGCCAUGAAAGGGUUAACACAAACUUUGGAGGUGAUACUGGAGAUGCACUUGAAGCACAUGAAUGGAGAUUUGUUCGAACAUUAAAUGGAAUUAGAAUUUUUGAAGAUAUUGCAAACUCAAAGGGUGGAAAGGGGAUACUUCUCAAGUCUAUUGGCGUGGUUGGUGCAAAUCCUGACACUGUGUUUGAAAUGGUUCUCAGUCGGGAUAAGCAUAAGCGGCACGAGUGGGAUAUGUUGAUUUCUGAUUUGGAGUUGGUGGAAACAAUUGAUGGGUACUGUGAUGUGGUUUACGGGACCUAUGAGCCAAAAUAUUUAAACUGGUGGAAAUCAAAGAAGGAUUUUGUCUUUUCCAGACAAUGGUUUCGUGGACAAGAUGGGGCAUAUAACAUUUUGCAGAGUCCUGCUAGUCACAAGCAAAAACCUCCAAGACAUGGAUAUGAGCGUACACAUAUCAACCCCACAACAUGGGAAAUAAAGAGGUUAAACACAUCAGAAUCUACUCCGAAGUGCAUUGUUACUCGCAUGGUAGAGAUCUCCCCAUGUUUCUGGGACAGAUGGAGGAGAAGGACCUCCUCAAAUUUUGAGAGAAGUAUCCCUUUUGCUCUGCUCAGCCAAGUAGCAGGUCUAAGAGAAUACUUUGCAGCAAAUCCAGCCAUCACACCUGAUUUGCCUUCAACAGUAGUGAAGUCAAAAGUAUCUGAAUCCUUGAUCAUCCAGAGUGAACUUGAAUAUUCGGAACCUAAUGAUGAGUUCUAUGAUGCACUUGUUAGAGGAGAAUCCUUUGAAGGUGAUAGUGAUGAUGAUGAUAAUGAUGAUGAUGAUGAUGAUGAUGAUGUUACAACCCCGAAGGCUGGAAAGGUGAAGUUGAAGAACGUAUCAUGGGCCAUUGCAGGUUUAGCUAUGAAGCGAACUAAAGCUUCGCUUGAGAGGAGCGAAUUGGUUACAAACUCUAUUCCCAUAGCUAUUGACUCGAGCCAUUUCCAUGGCACCGUUCGACAAGCGAAAAGUGAAGAUGACCCAAAUUCUUGGAGUUCACCUGGUGGAGAGAAGUUUAUGAUAAGAGGGAAGACUUACUUGACAGAUUACGCCAAGAUUGCUGGAGGUGAUCCUCUUCUAAAGCUUAUUGCAGUUGAUUGGUUCAAGGUUAAUGAGCGCUUUGACUCGGUUGCCUUGCACCCAAAAAGCCUUGUUCAGUCCGAAGCUGCAAAGAAGAUUCCCUUCAUACUGGUUGUAAAUUUACAGGUUCCAGCAAAACCAAACUAUAACUUGGUUAUGUACUACGCAGCAGAGAAGCCAGUGAACAAAGAUUCUCUCUUGGGUAGAUUCAUUGAUGGAACUGAUGCAUUUCGAGAUGCCAGAUUUAAGCUUAUACCAAGUAUUGUUGAGGGUUAUUGGAUGGUAAAGCGUGCAGUUGGGACGAGAGCUUGCCUUCUGGGGAAAGCAGUGACAUGCAAUUAUCUUCGGCAGGAUAACUUUCUCGAGAUAGAUGUUGACAUUGGUUCCUCUUCUGUUGCACGGAGCAUUAUUGGCCUAGUCCUGGGAUAUGUGACAAGCAUCGUCGUAGAUCUUGCUAUUCUAGUUGAGGCAAAGGAAGAGAAAGAGCUGCCUGAGUACAUUCUUGGCACUGUUCGUCUAAACCGUGUAAAUCCUGAGGCUGCUGUACCAAUCUAAGUUAAUUCCAUUUCAUCACCCCUUCUAUGGCACGGUAGUAGAUCUGCGCAAUUUUCUACCAUAAUCUUCAGUUCUCCGAGGUGCACAUUUGUAAGAAGGAAAACAUGGUCACUAUGUAAUGAUCCCAGGUCGAGAGCUGUGUCACAUCACAUGUAUAGAGUACAUACGUGGUGCCUCUAGUGCAUGGAAGAAUACUAGAAAUACUUAUAUCGACAUGGAAGAAGAGUCUAUUGGCUAAUGACAUAUGACGCGAGCAAAUAGACACGGGAAAAGGUCGGUUGUAGAAAAAGAGAUCCAGGAUACUUUUCUUUAAUAUUGCAAAUAAAUAAAUUAUCCAUGAUAUUUGGAAUA